This is a messenger RNA of Penaeus monodon (black tiger shrimp), 1626 nucleotides long. RefSeq names its product multiple epidermal growth factor-like domains protein 10. The transcript is spliced from 14 exons. Lineage: Eukaryota; Metazoa; Arthropoda; Malacostraca; Decapoda; Penaeidae. The coding region runs from base 157 to 1626 and encodes 489 amino acids. The record is from RefSeq and is a predicted model, not a curated record.
UGUCCCAACCCAAGCACACACACCGCUUGAGCCGCUCUUCUUGAUACAUCACGAACAUCCGCGGGUUCUUCAUAGAUCAACAUCAGUUCUUCAGACACAACGAGAACAAAGGAAAAGCCCAACUUUUACAAGAAUUUGAACACUGAAGCCUGUAAAAUGGAAACGCACCUCGCCUGGGUCGUCCUUGCCGUUUUCUGGGCUGGCGGGGCUUCGUCGCCGAAUUCACGCCAACUUACUGAGAACGUCUGCCACUGGUCGACCGAAGCCUGUGACACCGCAGGUGGAAAAUGUUACAGCGUUUACGAACCUAUACCUUUAUGCGAUUUCUCCGAGAAACUUUGCUCAUACUCCACCUGCACUUGCUGCAUUGAAUGCGAGAAGCAACAGGACGCUAAGUGCGAGAUGUACUACGGAGGCUCCUGCAGGAUGAAGUGUGAUGUCGGGGAGUACGCAUUCGACUGCAAGUACGGGUGCAAAUGCUGCGGUUGCAGGACGGAGGGCCAGUGCGCGGACGCAGGGGGGUGGUGCCAGCCGGCCACCCACAAGUGCCCCUCGGGGAUAUCCGCGCCCUCCUUGUGCACGGGGGCUUCGUGCACCUGCUGUCUCCCCCCCGCCGACCCGUGCCCCGACCCGCAGGACGAGUGCCACAAACACUGCGGCUACUGCGACCAAGAGUGCCAGGCGGACGAAAUACCGCUGCCCGGGCUGUGCCAGAGGGAAAAGUGCCUCUGCUGUGUUAAAGCCACACCAGAACCCUGUUCAGAUGUAAACAUGCAGUGUAAUUCCACUGGUGGAUACUGUCAUCAUGAAUGCCACUGUGACGAAAUAGCUCUUCCGGGGCUCUGCUCUCAUGACAACUGCUCCUGCUGUGUCCAGAAUCCGUGUCCAGACCUGAAGAUGCAGUGCAACGCCACUGGUGGACACUGCAAUCUAGCUUGCAAGUCCGAUGAAGUGGCUCUGUCGGGGCUUUGCAAGUACGACAACUGCUCCUGCUGUGUCAGGGCAUCAACAGACCCGUGUCCAGAUCUGAACAUGCAGUGCAACACUACCGGUGGCUACUGUCACCACGAGUGCAAGUCUGGUGAAGUGGCUGUGGCGGGGCUCUGCGCAUUCGAAAACUGCUCCUGUUGUGUUAAGGCAUCAACAGACCCGUGUCCAGAUCUGAACAUGCAGUGCAACACUACCGGUGGCUACUGUCACCACGAGUGCAAGUCUGACGAAGUGGCUGUGGCGGGGCUCUGCGCCUUCGAAAACUGCUCCUGUUGUGUCAAGGCAUCAACAGACCCGUGUCCAGAUCUGAACAUGCAGUGCAACACUACCGGUGGCUACUGUCACCACGAGUGCAAGUCUGACGAAGUGGCUGUGGCAGGUCUUUGUGCAUACGAAGACUGCUCCUGCUGUGUUAGGGAUACAGAACCUUGUCCAGAUUUGGAGCAACAGUGUCUCUCUAGACACGGAUACUGUAACCAUACGUGCAUGUCUGACGAAGAAGCUCUGUCGGGGCUCUGCAAGUACGACAACUGCUUCUGCUGCGUCAAGGGGACUGAUUGCGCGCAGGGCUUCCGAAUGCCCAAAUUGCGGACGGUCGCUGCGACAGGACUUGCGUGGCAGGAGAGGAACGGUUAA